Messenger RNA from Bradysia coprophila, 1233 nucleotides. RefSeq lists its product as uncharacterized. Lineage: Eukaryota; Metazoa; Arthropoda; Insecta; Diptera; Sciaridae. The record is from RefSeq and is a predicted model, not a curated record.
GAACGGAAAAAGAAGAAUGGACAACUAAAAAAUGUUGUGAUGGUUGUGAUACAAACCGCAAAGUGAUACUUUUACAUAUUUCUGCGUUCCAUUAUUGAUAUCUCGUUAACAAUUCGUGUAGUUCAAUCAUCUGUGUUUAAAUGUGUCGAUAGCAAGCAAAACUCUUAUACAAAUAAACGACAGGUCAUCGCGGUACGCAAUUUGGAUUCGGUCACAUUAUCUCAGGAUAGAAAAGAAAACAUUUUCUGUUUACGUUAUGGGUCGUCGAUGUGUGGUGCCUUCUUGUUCGUCGACAGACCUGACUAUGCUGGUUCACCGAUUUCCACGAAAACACUGUACAGCAUGGCAGAGAAGCCUCCAAUUAAAUUCGUAUGCGCUGAAGGAUUUGCUCGAUAAAUAUGUCGUGUGCGCCCACCACUUUCGUUCAUCAGACUACAGACACAGGGAGUCAAAACAUCUGAACACAACAGCGAUUCCAACUCUGGACGAUAUCCCUGAUGCAGACAAAAUUCCCGAUUGCCGCACCAGUAUUCAUAAACCGAACAAACGAAGCAAUGUUGCCGGUAGCACUGCUGUUUCCGACAGUGUAACGCCGCAUCUAAAUUCUAACUUGACGAUUGGACGAACAUAUUCAAAUUGUGUGUCGAGCGCUUUGUCGCCCGUCACCAAAUUAACCGGCUCCAGAGACCCGAUCGAACAUGACAUAUUAAUGGAAGAAAGAUUUUAUACCGACGGCGAUAUCAUUGAAGAAGAAACUGCCAUGGACGAAGUUAUGUUACUGCUGGAUUCAGAUGUCAGUCCGACAGACAUACCCGAAUGUGUGUCGGUAACGGUAAACUACGAGGAGGAAGUGGACGUGGACACCUAUACCGAGCAGGAGACUUUCAUCGAUGAAAUACUGGAGGAGGACGAGAAUUGUGAUAACGUCGGGAAGAUGAUGGUGAGUCGAGCGGAUUAUGUGGAUCUGAUUGAAGCGAAAGACGAAACCGAUUACGAUGAUGACGAAGACGAUGGAUGUGAGCUGGUGGAUGAAAAUGAAAUUCUUUUCAAGGAUUACAGUCGGAACGAUCUGAUCAAUGAAUUGUUAUCGGCUAGGAGCCGCAUAAAAGAACUGGAAACGAAAUUAGGAAAUAUUCAGCAGGCUCACAUGUCGGUGCUUCAAAACUUAAAUAAUUUUAACAAAGUGUUGAUUAGCUAAGUGUAAAUUGCAUGAUUAAAGUAAGUAAGAACGUU